AUGGCGACCGAAACGAAAACCGAAGAAUCUGACUUCUCCACCCCGCAGGAUCUUGGAAGCCCGGACCACCUCACCCCAAAGUCCAACACCAAAACCAAGUCGCAAUCGCGAAAUGAGGACAAAUCUUCUGAUGGAGGUAAUUCCGUCAAACGGAGAUGUGUGAGCACGGCUUGCAUAGCAUGUAGGAAACGCAAAUCAAAGUGUGAUGGAAACACUCCAAGCUGCGCAGCCUGCUCCUCCGUCUAUGGCACCGAAUGCAUCUACGACCCUAAUUCAGACCAUCGCCGGAAAGGUGUCUACAAAAAAGAUAUUGACAAUCUCAAGACGCGGAAUUCUACCCUUCAGACCUUGAUCCAAGCCAUCCUCAAUUUCCCUGAAAAUGAAGUCCCAGACCUAGUCAAGCAGAUUCGGACGUGCGAGAGUUUGGAUGAUGUGGCAGAGUCUAUUAUAGCAAGGAACAAUGCCCUCGGUGCGGAUGAUGAAGAUGUCGAUGGCGCGACCCCAGAGAUCGGGACUCCUUCUGUGGUGCCACGAUUCGAGAAAGAGCUUUCGGGAAAGAUGGGCAAAAUGCGGUUGGAGAAUGGCUCCGUCAGUAUCAUUGGAGGCACAUCGAAUCUCAUCUUUAUCGGCGACAAUGGCGAGCUAGAUGAUGGAACAAGCUCGAUGGAUGAAGAACCGUACAUGAGACUUCAACAAGAGCCCGCCACAUCUUGGACCACCGUCACAAAUGAUGCACAGCUGGUCAUGCACCUCAUGAAUAUGUACUUCACUUGGCACUACACUUACUUCACAACCUUGUCAAGGGACCUGUUUUGGAGCGAGUUUAAGCAAGGAAAGCCAGCAAAAGAUGCCAAGCGGAGGACGGAACACUGUACCGAGCUUCUAGUCAACGCAAUGCUAGCUCUCGGCUGUCAUUUCACCUCAUGGUCUGCCGCGCGGGCAGUCCCUGAUGAUUCGGCGACUGCUGGCGAUCAUUUCUUCCAAGAAGCAAAGAGGCUCAUCCUACAAAAUGAUGAGCAUGAAAAGCCAAGGCUGGCGACCGUUCAAGCUCUUGCACUCAUGUCAGUACGUGAAGCAGGGUGCGGGCGUGAGGCUCGCGGCUGGGGUUAUAGUGGUAUGAGCUUCAGAAUGGCUUACGAUCUCGGCUUGAAUAUUGACUCGGGUUCUGACAAUCUCGAUGAAUCGGAGGUCGAUGCAAGAAGGAUUACCAUUUGGGGUUGCUUCUUAUUUGACAAAUGUUGGUCAAAUUAUCUCGGCCGACAACCACAGAUUCCACAGUCCGGCAUCGCUGCGCCCAAGUUCGAUGUCUUCCCAACCGAGGAUGCCGAAAUGUGGCGUUCUUAUUCAGAUGGCGGAGUCGAGCAAUCCAACGUUCAGCCAGCUCGUACUCGCGCGGUUGCUCUGCAAAUAUCGCAACUCUGUGAAAUCAGCAGUGAUUUGCUACUCUACUUUUAUCAUCCACAUCUACUAGAGAAGCCUCUCGGCAAGCAAGCGGAACUGAAGAAGCUUAGUGAGCUGCACACAAGGCUUGAAGCAUGGCGCAAGAACUUGCCGAAGGAGAUGGAGCCUAAAGAGGGUCAGCUGCCUAACGUGCUCGUCAUGCAUAUGUUCUUCCAACUUCUCUUCAUCCACCUGUUCCGACCAUUCUUAAAGUACAAGCAAGCCAACUCUCCCCUCCCGAGUCAUGUCUCGCCUCGCAAAUUCAUCACCCACUCUGCUGCCACGAUUUCGAAGCUGCUGCGACUCUACCGCAGAACAUACGGUCUCCGCCAGAUAUGCAACAUAGUUGUCUACAUUGCCCAUACUGCGUGUACAGUCCAUCUACUCAACCUUCCUGAUAAGACAGCGCAACGAGAUAUUCAGCACGGCUUGAAUCAUCUCGAGGAGAUCUCAGAAGGCUGGAUCUGUGCUCGUCGGACUCUCAGCAUCCUUCACUUGGUCACCAGACGAUGGCAAAUCGAGUUGCCUGAAGCAGCAACAAAGGCUUUCAUGCGCGCUGAAGCCAAAUAUGGCAGCAUACGGACACCUGACCACGAACUCGAUCUAAAGCUCGAAGAGCGUCAAACUAUUUCUCCUCCGAUGAUGCAGGCCAUGCAACCGCCUCCGCCGAUGCCUCAGCAACCUAGCCACAUUCCUCCUAUGUCUCAAGCCCCUCCAAGCUUUUUCCCGCCUGCUCAGCCUCUCACUCAAUCUCCCAAUGCUAGAUCGCAGCGAUUGCCAAGCGGCGAAUCCAUGGCGCUUCCCCCACGAAGCUCUGCAGAGCUUGCUACCAUGCCACGCCAACAGAACUACGUCAUGCCAGGCGGACAGCAGCCGCCAACCUGGAAUAAUCAGCUACCACCCGGUACCUCUCCACAAGGACAACCCGCUGUCUCGAGUCCGACGGCUCUCUUUGGUGGUGUACAUGGCCUCAUGGCUGACCAGGAGUGGUGGCUUCGCGAUUCGCAACAAUUCUACACCAACUGGAACAGUGGAAUGGAUCCCAAUGCAAAUGGCUUCAACGGACCGAGAGUCAGCAGUAGUGGACCUAAUAGACCGAUGCCUGGGUACGACUUCGGGAACAUAGGCGGCCCUAAUGACGGGUAUGGAAAUUACUGA
This is a messenger RNA of Bacidia gigantensis, 2598 nucleotides long. It is a transcript of the gene NIT4, whose product is annotated as Nitrogen assimilation transcription factor nit-4. The record is from RefSeq and is a predicted model, not a curated record. The transcript is spliced from 4 exons. Gene Ontology annotation, biological process: DNA-templated transcription; regulation of DNA-templated transcription. NCBI's taxonomy places the organism in Eukaryota, Fungi, Ascomycota, Lecanoromycetes, Lecanorales, Ramalinaceae. Bases 1 to 2598 code for a protein of 865 amino acids. Gene Ontology annotation, molecular function: zinc ion binding; DNA binding; DNA-binding transcription factor activity, RNA polymerase II-specific.